AUGUCAAAUGAUUGGACUGAUAAGAAGAUGAGGUCCAUAUGCAAUUUCCUAGUGAAUAGCCCAAAGGGAACAAUUCUUUUGACUUUUAUUGACACAUUAGACAUCUCCAAGACUGCAAUUAAAGUAUUUGAGAUGAUAGAUGAUAUAGUGAAGCAAGUUGGGGAAGAGAAUAUAGUUCAAAUUGUCACGGAUAAUGCUGCCAAUUACAAGGCAGCAGGUGAAAUGUUAAUGGAGAAACAUAACAAGUUAUUUUGGACUCCUCCUGCAGCUCAUUGCAUAGAUCUUAUGCUAGAGGAUUUGGAGAAGAAGAUUAAAGUACAUGAGCUGACGAUAAUGAAGGAUUCGGAUGACAAGCCCGCAAUGGGCUUUAUUUAUAAUGAGAUGGAGAAAGCUAAGCAGAAAAUCAAAGCAAACUUCAAGGAUGAUCGAAAGAGCUAUGCUCAUAUUUGGAAGGUUAUUGAUGAGAGAUGGGAGAUUCAACUUCAUAGGCCUUUGCAUGCUGCUGCUUAUUACCUGAAUCCGCAGUUGCAUUUCUCUUUUGAAUUUAGAGCUAAUAGGGAAGUCAUGCGUGGAUUAUAUAAAGUUAUGGAUAGGAUGCUAGACGAUGAAGAGAGGGAUAAGAUUGAUUUGCAGCUAGAGGAAUUCAAACAUGAGAGAGGGCUCUUUGGAUUCUCAUCUACAAAAUCUAUGAGGUUUAAGAAGACACCAAUAGAUUGGUGGGAGUCAUAUGGUGCCGAUACCCUAGAGUUGCAAAAGAUUUAG
This is a messenger RNA of Punica granatum (pomegranate), 762 nucleotides long. The record is from RefSeq and is a predicted model, not a curated record. NCBI's taxonomy places the organism in Eukaryota, Viridiplantae, Streptophyta, Magnoliopsida, Myrtales, Lythraceae.